This is a messenger RNA of Myotis myotis, 2077 nucleotides long. RefSeq names its product protein SPT2 homolog. Lineage: Eukaryota; Metazoa; Chordata; Mammalia; Chiroptera; Vespertilionidae. The transcript has 2 exons. The record is from RefSeq and is a predicted model, not a curated record. Bases 34 to 864 code for a protein of 276 amino acids.
UUCGCGGAAUGACGGUGAAGUCGCCCGCCAAGAAUGGUUCCUGUCAAGUCGCUUCUAAGGCACGGCCGGCCCUCCCCGGGUGGGACACAGCCUGACUCGCUGGGCGAGGCUGAUUCGGGCACGCUCUCCCCGAACCCUUGCGGACCAGCCCGGUUCGCUGCAAACGUCACCCGGACCUCGCCCUGGGCUCGCUGGCCACCCCACGCGACCAGGCACAAGCGGACCCCCUGCAGCAUCCUCUCCUCCGAGGAAGGCUCCGCCGGCGGAGACCGUGACAGCCGCCCUCCCUCGGGGGCUCUGCAGGGAGCGAGUGUUGACACCAGAAGGAGAGGCUCCGAGGAAGUGUCAGUGCGGCGGCAGGUGAAGCAGCCCGUCGCGCCGGGCGGGUCCCUUCGGACCCGGGACUCCGGUCCUCCGCUCCCGGCCCCAGCCGCCCGAUCUCUCACCCGGAGCGAGACCCGAGCGCUGCCGGGAGGCGAGGCCGUCUCAGCCAGCAGACGGCCACCCCACCUCUUCCGGGCACUCCGCAGGCCCGCUCCCGGGCCGUGUCAGAGCCUGGCGGCGCCGGCCGGACCCUGCCCGACGGGAGGCAGCGGCCCCGGGGCCUCCCGGACGGGACCCUGCACCCCGGGCCCGGCCACCGCCCCCACCCUGCUCUCCAGAACCCCCCGUCCUCAGGAACACCCCAGUGGAGUUGCCGGCCCACUCAAAAGAAGCUAUGAUAGGAUAUGUUCCAUCAAAACGAGAGACUACCAAAGAGAGGCCAGCAGCACAGGAAGCAGGAGCUCUAACGCUGGGGGGGCACAAGGGGUCCUUGGGAAGAUGGUGAAGAGACCCCAGGUACUUGUUCUGCAUGAGAGGUAAAGCCGCCACACCCACCGCCAUGCAGCACCGUUGAGCCUGAGAACAGACGGCCCAGGUGUCCUGGCCCCGCUUCUUACUGGCCUUAGUUUGCCUGGACUGUGUGCUAGUCUAGUGAGUUUGCUGCCUCCCUUCCAUCCCCUGCCACCUGAAUUCACAGAGUUCAUCUCACUCCAGAAGAUGCUCUGCUCUGACCUACUCCUGAGAGCAGGGGGUGGGGCAGGAUGGACUAGGAAGGAGAACACAGCAAACCCCAGGCAUCCUGAGCCCAUUCCUGAGAGAGAGCCGAACGGGACCGCCCUGCGCUGCAGCCAAGUGCUCCGCCCGCGGCGACCCAUUUCCACAUCCGUCACAGCCACGCAGUCUCAGGUCCACGGGACCGCCCCAGGCUUGCUGAGCCGCCGGGAGGGCUCACAGGACUCAGCCGACAGCUGGGCGCAAGGCUUGGCUUGGUUACCACCAAAGGAUGCACAGAAAGUCAGUCGCGGGAAAGGGUGAUGGGCAAUGCCUAGAGGAGCCGGCAGGAGCCAGGCAUGGAGUCACACGGGACACACUCAGUUCCUCCAGCAUCGAAUCUGUGACAGCGCGUGUGGCCUGUGCCAACCAGGGAGCUACUUAGGCACUCAGCCCCCAGGGCUUUGAUUGGAGGCUGGCCACAUGGGCCCCUCUGCCUGGCACACACCGAGCUGCCAGACCCCCAGAAAGGAAGCAGGCGUUCGGCAUAACCCACACAGCGUGCACAGUUUAUGCACAAAGGGCCGCUCGUCAUUCAGGGGACGGCGGAGCCCUCCUGACACCGAGCUCCCAGAUGCCAGCCAAGGGCCAGCCUGGCUAGCAGGCCUCUCGGAGGGUCCCGUGCUGGGCCUGCCCUGUGAACCGUCCGCCCAGUCACCGCUGAUCUUAAAGGUUCCCAAGUGACCCGGUGGAGCAAGAGCUGCCCCACCCGCCUGCACUGUUCACGUCAGACCCGCAGAUGAGAAAACGGCAUUUCUUCCUUAAGUGUUGAAUGCCUUUGUGUCCCUCCCACCCUAAUAAUACAAAAUGAUAACAGACGACAGAGUGGGAGCCACUCAGAGAGGCCACAGGUGCUUCUGAGACCUGCAAAUGUUCUGUUUCUUAACCUGAUGGGUACGCUGGUAUUGGUUUUAUCCCCCCCCCUUUUUUUAAAUCCUCACCUCAGGAUAUUUUUUCAUUUUUUAUAUAUUUUUCAGAGAGG